Molecule: messenger RNA, 4486 nt
Organism: Carya illinoinensis
Lineage: Eukaryota; Viridiplantae; Streptophyta; Magnoliopsida; Fagales; Juglandaceae
Product: pentatricopeptide repeat-containing protein At2g22070
Exons: 2
Coding region: 203-2560 (785 amino acids)
Biological process (GO): RNA modification
Molecular function (GO): protein binding; zinc ion binding; RNA binding
Source: RefSeq, a predicted model, not a curated record
CUAAAGUUAAUUUUUCCCACGCUCCAACGAGGACAUUAGGGAUUCAAAUUCAUGCUAAAACCCACUUGAAAAACCUCCUCCUCCACCUAAAAAUCACAGCAUCCGGCCAGUUAAGCAUCACUUUAUGUAGUUAGUUAAAGACCUACGAGAUCCGUCCUCUGAAUCGUUGUUCUAAUUGAUUGUCUUAUGAUAGUUGUCUCUAAUGGAAAUCCGGAGCCCACCCCGUCCCACUUCGUCUGCAGAUUUCUACGCGCAUUUCCUGCAAACAAGCCUCAAGACCAAAGACUCAUUUGCUGGAAAAUUGAUUCAUGCUCGAAUAAUCAAAGCUGGGCUUCACCUCGGUGUUUUCUUGAUGAAUAAUCUCAUGAACUUCUAUGCAAAAAGUGGGUAUGCUUCAGAUGCUCACCGUAUACUCGAUGAAAUGACUGCCAAGACUAUAUUCUCCUGGAAUACAAUGCUUUCGGCAUAUGCCAAACAGGGUAGGUUAGAUGAAGCUCGUCGUGUUUUUUAUGAAAUUCCAGAUCGUGACUCUGUUUCGUGGACUGCUAUGAUAGUCGGAUAUAAUCAGAUGGGUCGUUUUGAAAAUGCGAUUCGGAUGUUUGUAGAGAUGAUAGGAAGUGGAGUGGCACCAACCCAGUAUACCAUCACUAAUAUUCUUGCUUCAUGUGCUGCCAUUGAAGCUCUGGAAAUUGGUAGGAAAGUUCACUCCUUUGUUGUUAAACUUGGCCUCCGUAGUUGUGUUCCUGUGACGAAUUCAUUGCUAAACAUGUACGUGAAGUGUAGUGAUCCAAUAACAGCGAAAGUAGUUUUUGAUAGGAUGAGAGUGAAGAACACGUCAAGCUGGAACGUAAUGAUUUCAUUACAUAUGCAGUCGAGUCGGGUUGACCUCGCUCUUGCCCAAUUCCAACAAAUGGCAGAACGAGAUGCAGUUUCGUGGAAUUCGAUGAUUUCAGGUUACAACCAGCAUGGUUUUAAUCUUGAAGCACUGGAAAUCUUCUCAAACAUGUUGAAGGAUGUUUUUUUAAAGCCUGAUAAGUUCACAUUGGCGAGUGCUUUGUCGGCCUGUGCCAACCUCGAGAAGUUAAGUCUUGGCAAACAAAUCCAUGCUUAUAUCAUUAGAACUGAGUUCAUAACCUCUGGGGCAGUCAGGAAUGCUUUGAUUUCAAUGUAUGCCAAGUCUGGUGGGGUUGAAAUUGCAAGGAAGAUUGUAGAGCAAAGUGGAUAUUUGGAUCUCAAUGUUAUAGCUUUUACAGCCCUGUUGGAUGGCUACAUCAAGCUUGGGGAAAUAAAACCAGCCAGACAGAUAUUUGACUCACUAAGAGAACGUGAUGUGGUUGCAUGGACAGCCAUGAUUGUAGGUUAUGUGCAGAAUGGCUUGAAUAAUGAUGCUCUGGAGCAUUUUAGAUCAAUGGUUUUAAAGGGUCCCAAGCCAAACAGUCACACUCUUGCAGCCGUGUUAAGUGUCAGUUCAAGCUUGGCUUCUUUGUAUUUUGGCAAGCAAAUUCAUGCAAGUGCCAUAAGAUCGUGGGAAGCAUCGUCAGUUUCUGUGAGCAAUGCUCUAAUUACCAUGUAUGCCAAAGCUGGAAGCCUUAACAGUGCAAAGCACGUAUUCAAUCUAAUAAGGCAGAAAAGAGAUACUGUAUCUUGGACUUCCAUGAUUAUGGCUUUGGCUCAGCAUGGUCAUGGAGAAGAAGCCAUAGAACUUUUUGAAGAGAUGCUAGCAGGUGGUAUUAAGCCUGACCAUAUAACUUAUGUUGGUGUUCUCUCUGCCUGUACUCAUGUGGGAUUGGUCCAACAAGGACGAAGAUAUUAUUAUCUGAUGCAAGAUCUUCAUAAAAUUGAACCGAGCUUAAGCCAUUAUGCAUGCAUGAUUGACCUGUUUGGGCGUGCAGGAUUGCUACAAGAAGCACAUGAUUUCAUAAAAAGUAUGCCUAUCGAACCAGAUGUUAUAUCUUGGGGUUCACUUUUAGCUUCUUGUAAGGUUCACAAAAACGUGGAGUUAGCAAAAGUUGCAGCAGAAAGAUUGCUUCUUAUUGAGCCUGACAACAGCGGGGCAUACUCAGCCCUUGCCAAUCUAUAUUCAGCUUGUGGGAGAUGGAAGGAUGCUGCUGAAAUUAGAAAAUCAAUGAGAGAUAGAGGAGUGAAGAAAGAUCAAGGAUUCAGUUGGCUUCAGGUACAGAACAAAGUCCAUGUCUUUGGCGUGGAAGAUGGGCUUCACCCACAGAAGGAUGCUAUAUACGAUAAGGUAGCAAAUAUCUGGAAAGACAUAAAAAAGAUGGGAUUUAUUCCAGAUACCGAAUCAGUACUGCAUGACCUUGAACGGGAAGUCAAGGAACAGAUUCUUCAACAUCAUAGUGAAAAACUUGCCAUCGCAUUUGGACUGAUAAGUACUCCAGAGAACAGUACGUUGAGAAUCAUGAAGAACCUUAGAGUGUGUAAUGACUGUCAUUCUGCCAUAAAAUUUAUCUCCAAGCUUGUGGGCAGAGAAAUUAUUGUGAGAGACUCUACUCGUUUUCACCAUUUCAAGGAUGGUUCUUGCUCUUGUCGGGAUUAUUGGUAGGCACAAGGAUGUUUCAAGAAACAUCUGACGUUCUCAUGUUUGUGCUACCUGCUUUUCUUAACGCCUUGAGAACAUUUACUAAUUGCUUGUGCGGGGUUGCUGUAUCUUUGGAGAUAGCAUGCAACUGCUUUGCCACAGUGGGUAUUUCCAACAUUGAUGUGACAUUUAUAGGAAGAUCUUUAUGCAUGAGUCAACCUGAAAAUAUCUAAAUUCUGGUACAUGCUUACAUUUAUCGUUAGAGGAAAUACUAUUCACAAGAGAUGGCAUUGUUUAAUUAUUUAUGCAUCAGUACACUUCAUACUCUGCUUUAUCUUAUGCCAAGGCCUUCUGACUAUAAAGUACCUUUAUUUUUGUAUCAAUGUCAGGUCCAGCUACCUUGUUUUGUUAAAUAAAGUGGUCAUAUUUGUUGAUUUGUUGAGAUUAUAGUUUAUAACUCAGAAAAGUGCACGUUAUAGUACUCCUAAUUUGAGAAAAAAGUCAUUAUGAGACUUGCCUUGCUUUACAUCCAAAACAUAAAUGGUCGCCGUAGGCAAAUUACACAUACGAAAUGCCUAUACUAGUCUACAUGGAGUAAUGCUUCUCGCCAUCCCUUUUACCAUCAUCUUCCCACCAUUCCACGAUAUGGUAUUAAAUGAUUAAAGACUAUUUGUUAUGUUUCACUUGUGGAUCAAUCAUUUGAUGCUACAGCAAGGGUGUUAGAGGAUGAUAGUGAAAAGGAUGAUAAAUAGAAGUUUUCUAUUACAUGAUAUGGUAGUGGCAUGGAUAAGUUAGUUUUUAUAGAAACUUAUGAGUAUUAUAGCACUUUGGUUUAAGUAAGCCAUUGCUACGAAGGAAGGUUUGUUCUGCGAUUUCAUGCUAGUCAUUUAUAUUUAGGCCUUUGGUUUUUGUCUUAGCAUCAUGCAACUGUUUGACCUUUCGGACAGAGUAACUCUCUUUGUGUGCAUAUUAUCCAUCUUUGGAUUCUUAAUAUUUUCUUACUGCUAUAGCUUUGAAUAAUUAUAAAAAUUGUUAAUUAUAAAAAAUAUUGUUGGUAAACAUAGCAAAUUUGGAAAAGACGAGAGGUAAAAUGAUAAUCACAAGAUAUUUGAACAAUGGUCUUUUUAGCGCUUCCAAACCUAUGCAGGCUGAUCUCUUUUGAAGCUGCGGUUGUCAAACUUCUACAUCUUUUACUAACAAGGUAUUGGCUCUCCUUUUAUAGAAUAGCUCUCUGCUAAUCGAGUUUCUUCCUUUGCCCUGUAGAUUUUGCCCCAUGAUUCUUACUUCUGUUGUAGCAUGGUCUCUGCCUCAUUUUAUUUGUAAUCACGAGUAUUUUUAAAGUUCUGAGACCUUUAUCAGGCCGGAGUGUGAAGGGACUUAUUGCAACCAUCAUUUUGAACCAAAAAGGAGAUUCCAGCCCUCCACUUAUGGUCUUUUUUGGAUCAGACUUGCCAUUAUACGCUCCAUGAGACUCUUCAAGCUAUACUCGUGUUUCAUUUGGCAUUGAAUCGGUCACGAAGUAGGUGUAAACAGUCCCCCAUCCGUUCAAACCCCUACAUGGAGGCAACAUUUGAUCCUACGUCCCAGAUAUGAUGUGGAGAUGCUUUAAUGGUAUUUAUUUUACAGUGUCUACAUUUUGCACAAGGUGAAAAGAUGGGGGCAACGGCAGCGUUAACUAUAAAAGAUCUACACCAUUUGGGGAGGGCAGUUUCGAACUCCAAAUCUCCAUUUUUGAGGAUGGGGAUACUGCCAAUCAGGCCAUAGACCUUUGGUUAGUAUUAUAACCUUUAUGAGUGUAUCAGAUGACAAUAUUUAGCGCAAAUUUAUGUUUUAUGCACAAAUAUAAAGUUCAAUAUGUAGUAGCCUAUUUUAUGAAUCAAACUUUUUCCUUGGCUGUAUCUAUUUGCUUAUGAUUCAAAAUAUGCAUGACAGCAUGAGAGAUUCUUUUAA